GGCGCGGCGCGGGCGAGCCGCCAUUUUAUGAGUAAAAACGGCGGCCGCCGUCCGUUAGCGGUAGCGUGGGGCGGUGUGCCGGAGGCGAGGGGCUCCUACCCCUCUUUAUUUCCCUUUGCGCUUUUUCCUCCUUUUACUCCUUUUUUUUUUUUCCCCCCUCCUCUCUCUCUCUCUCUCCCCCCCUCCCCCUUCCCUCCCUCUCAGAUUCCCUCCCUCCGCUUCUGUUAUCCCUCCCCUCGCUUCCUCUCCUCCCUCCCUCCCCUCCCUGGUCCCCGCCCCCGCCGGCACUGCGGAGCCGGAGACGUGACCCGAGCGGACCCAGCCGCGGCCUUUUCCCCGCUGCUCCAGCCUCUCGCCGCAGAGUCGCAUGUCAUCUAUCCAGAACCUCCAAUCCUUCGACCCCUUUGCUGAUGCAACAAAGGGUGACGACUUACUCCCAGCAGGGACUGAGGAUUACAUUCAUAUAAGGAUCCAGCAACGAAACGGAAGAAAGACGCUAACAACUGUUCAGGGAAUUGCAGAUGAUUAUGACAAGAAGAAACUUGUGAAAGCUUUCAAAAAGAAAUUUGCUUGUAAUGGUACUGUGAUUGAACAUCCUGAAUACGGUGAAGUUAUCCAGCUUCAAGGUGACCAGAGGAAGAACAUAUGCCAAUUUCUCUUGGAGAUUGGCAUUGUCAAGGAAGAACAACUGAAAGUUCAUGGUUUCUAAAAUACUGGUACUCUGAUGAAGAACCCUGCAGUAUUUGGUCUUACCUAGCCUGGCUCUCCUGUGAAAAAUGAAUCUUUACAGUGAAUGGACUUCCCUGUUACCUGACCAUUUAAAAUUUGAUUCAGAUUUGCAUGACUGUGUGAAACAUGUGGUGUGUAGACUAGAAACACAUAAGAAAACUUCAGUAAGGUGGUAAUGAUGACACUUGUGAACUUUAACACAAUUCCAAUGGAAAUGUUUUAGCGAUGAUUGUUCAGUUUACUACUCUCCACCUGACUUAAAUGUGUGGCUUGUAUUAAAAUAGUGUGUGUUGUUGCUUAGAAAUAAAAGUUUAUUCAUAUAUUUUCUGGGACAUCUGAAAUGCUUUAGCUUAAGUUUUAAAGUAGCACAGCAGUCUUACUAAAGAAUAGAUAAAAUGUUUUGUGGCAAGUAUAGCUCACUGCUCAUUGAAUAAAUUGGAUGGUCUACAUGAUACAGUAUUAGCUAAUUAAUCGGUACAUUAGCUUGAUGUGAUCUUAUCCUGUAACUGUAAGACUAGAGCUUUAAAGUCUCUUGUGUAGGUGUAUCUUAGUAGCAGUGUGAUAAGACAUAAAUUGUUUUCUAAGUAACUGGAUAUUCUCUAAAAUUUACUGCAGUGACUAUGAAACAUGAGUGUUAAGCAUAGUAGGACUAAAAUAAGCUGCACUCCUUAAGGCUGCUGUUAUUGAGAACACAUGAAACAUCUAGGUCUUACAUAGUACUCCCAAAACAUUUGAAGGAAGUGCAUGGGAUUUUGUAUCUCUUCUUUCACUGAGUGAACAGGAAAGACAUUGAGUUGGCUUUUGCCAUGACUGUGCAUUUAAUGUUGGCAAGCAGAGUGCUUGGAUUAGCUGGUAGUGUUAGCUACGGAAGUAAGGAAGGGAACAGGUUCUACGCUAACCUUUUUUUUUUUUUUUUUCCCCCUGGUGUGAAAAGUUUUGCUGUGACUAAUGGUUAAUAGGGAGAGGUUUGUAAUGGGGUUUGGGUGUUAACUACAGAAAGCUGAUUUAGUCUACUUCUCUAGCAGGCAAUUCAUUCACUGUGAUCUAAAGUUAUAAUAGGUUUGUUCCACCAUGCUUUUCAUCUAGUCUUAGUUAGCUAUAGGCAUUUUGGUGUUUUGCUUUUAGGAGAUGUUUCUUUAUGGAAUGAAAUGACUUCAUUUGUUGAAACAUGCAGAUCUUAUCUUCCUUGUGAGAUAGACGUGGAAAUUUUCUCUGAAACAUUCAAAACAUGCUGAGCUGGGAAACAAUAGGAAUAGUGGGGGAAAAAUUAAAAAAAAAAAAACAAAACAACUUCUUGUAAAAUCAUGUAUUGUCUGAAAAAGAAGAGACAUUUCUUUGCUGCUAAGGCUUACUAAUAAAACUUGUUCAGGAAAAAAAAAUAGCUGAUGACUACCUAUAUAAACAUCAAGAACAGGCAAAACUCUAUUACUUAAUAUCACCUGUGCCUAUACUGUGUUUCCUGUUCAGGCUUGCCUUUCUAAACAGAAAUGCUGAAUUUUAACUCAGUUGAGCUUUUUUUUUUUUUAUGAUUUCUGAAUUCAGAUAUGAACCUUUAUGGCACUAACAACAAUUAGGGGAGCAUUAUAGAGCAUUCUUAUGACAAGUUCUUUCUCUGUCUGAUCUGGACAAUUCCACCUGUAAAAAUCCAGUGUCCAGUCUCUCAAUCUCCACAAAUUCUGCCUGGUGUUACGGAUCUUAACUGUUCAGAAGAUUGCAAACUCUUAAGGUAUAGUGUGUUCAGGAGGAAGGAAAGCCUGCUGCAAAACAUGAAAUACCAGCACACAGAAGGGAAAUCUAAAGAAUAAGUCUUACGCAAGUCUUGCCCAUUAGCAAAAUAAAGUCAUUGUCCUGCAAGUUUACCUCGUUUUGAUUCAUAGAUGUUAAAAUAAUUAAUCCUUUGGGGGUACAUAGCAGUUAAUGAUUUUCAUUUUAUCAGAUAUCAGAAAAACUGACGUUCUCAUUCAAAGCUUGUUCUCCUGACCAAGAGGAAAACCAAGCAGUAUCUUCUCCUAUUUCAGUGGUAUUACGUGAGUACUUCUAGUGGGUUUUUUGAAUUGUAGAUUAACAAAUGAUUAGCAAGUCUCAUGUGUUACUGAGUCAGUCCUCAUUUCAGAUGGCAUUCCAUUAACUUAUACUGCCUAAGCUUGAGUCAUUUCUUCGUAGUCAUUCUGCUUGGAAUAAAUAAGAAAAACUUUUGUGUUCUUCCUCCUAAUUUAAAAGUCCUUUCUGAUAGGAAGAACCUUGCAGUUGAUGGGUGGCUUGGGUUUUGACCUUCGAAGGGCAAAAUUAAAAAGAAGGUAUAAGAAGUAACACAUUUGAAGUUUAAAUAGAUGAGAAUUGUUGUGGCCACAAACAAUUUAAUGUUUCUAGAGGGAAAGCAGAAAUUUUUGUUCAGGAAGUGUUUUAAACUAGAGCAGUGUCUCUAACUAUCCUUGUUAGAAGCCCAAGCCUCUUUGUGUGUUCUAGAGGAAAGGCUUCAACAAUUUCUUGUUUUAUCAUCUUAAGCUUAAACUUCUCUGUCAAAGCUCAGUCUGUUUGGAAUAUGCAUGCAUGUUUCAAGAAUGCUGAAAAACUGAAAGACUUUGGGAAAGAACUGUUUAAGUGACUGCAGUGUAAACAUGUUUGCAUAGCGAAGGCACGUUUCAGUCUUUCUGUCUAUUCCAGAGUAGGUUAAAAAAUGGUAAAGGAUGUGUCCCAUAAUUGUCAAGGCAGUAAAAGGGGAGCUAAUAAUAAAAAUUGCUUUUAAAACUACUAGGACAUUAGUAGGACUUAAGACUGGGCAAGCUCAGACUGCAAAGAGUGGUGGCUUCUUUUUGUUGGAAUAUUGUGAAGUCUGUGUCUUUCAGGUCUCCAAAUAUCUGGACUUAACCACAGGCUGCAAUUGGGUGUAGGAACUGCUGUUUCAAAUUCACAGCCUUGCUGUGCAUAGUUACAUUAGGCUGUUGUAACUUGAUUCUUUCAACUGAUAACACUGGAGUAAGGUGUUGCAUAAAUAAAUUCAUUGAAUUGGCUGUUCAGAGCCUACAUCUGCUUAAUGCAGCUGUGAACAAUGAAACCAUCACUUCCUAAAUGGUGGUAGCAGUCCUUGUUUGUAGAAGAUGAGAUUUAGUGAUCUAAGUCUGUAGGGUGCCUGCUUCCUCUUGUAUGAAUUAUCAGACCUUUGACCUUCACCUGUGGCCUGCUAAAUCUGACCAUGUGUUUGAGAUGAGCAUGAAGAGCACAACUGGGCAGAUAAGCAGCAAUUUUCUCAAUGAAAGAACUUUUGAAAAAAUAGUGCCUAGACUGUGUGUGCAUACAUUCAUUGGUUCAACGGCUUCUCUUAAACCUUACUUCCUGCACUACA
Molecule: messenger RNA, 4072 nt
Organism: Chroicocephalus ridibundus (black-headed gull)
Lineage: Eukaryota; Metazoa; Chordata; Aves; Charadriiformes; Laridae
Gene: EIF1B
Product: eukaryotic translation initiation factor 1B
Exons: 4
Coding region: 368-709 (113 amino acids)
Biological process (GO): translational initiation
Cellular component (GO): eukaryotic 43S preinitiation complex
Molecular function (GO): ribosomal small subunit binding; RNA binding; translation initiation factor activity
Source: RefSeq, a predicted model, not a curated record